AUGGCCCGCGCGCGCUGCCUCCGCGCCGCCGUCUCCGGCUUCUGCCUGUGGGAAGCGGCCGUGCUGCUCAGUUUGGUAGCCACAAAGGAAACAGACAGCGCAAGAUCUCGUAGUAUGCCAAUGUCACCAUCUGAUUUCCUGGAUAAGCUAAUGGGUCGCAUGUCAGGAUACGAUGCAAGGAUCAGACCAAAUUUCAAAGGCCCUCCAGUUAAUGUCACAUGCAACAUAUUUAUAAACAGCUUUGGAUCCAUUGCAGAGACAACCAUGGAUUACCGAGUGAACAUCUUUCUCCGUCAGAACUGGAACGAUCCACGUCUUGCAUACAGUGAAUAUCCAGAUGACUCUUUAGACCUAGAUCCAUCCAUGUUGGACUCAAUUUGGAAACCUGAUCUGUUCUUUGCUAAUGAGAAAGGUGCCAACUUUCAUGAAGUUACAACAGACAAUAAGUUACUGCGAAUUUUCAAAAAUGGAAAUGUGCUUUAUUCCAUCAGAUUGACUUUAAUACUGUCCUGUCCAAUGGAUCUCAAAAAUUUUCCAAUGGAUGUGCAAACAUGUAUAAUGCAGCUGGAAAGCUUUGGAUACACAAUGAAUGAUCUCAUUUUCGAAUGGCAAGAAAAGGGAGCUGUCCAAGUAGCAGAAGGGCUCACCCUGCCACAGUUUCUGUUGAAAGAAGAAAAGGAUUUAUGCUACUGCACCAAACAUUACAACACAGGAAAGUUUACGUGCAUCGAAGUCCGAUUCCACCUGGAGAGGCAAAUGGGUUACUAUCUCAUCCAGAUGUACAUACCAAGUCUCUUGAUCGUCAUUCUCUCCUGGGUGUCAUUUUGGAUCAACAUGGAUGCAGCUCCAGCCAGAGUGGCUUUGGGCAUAACAACUGUGCUGACCAUGACAACACAAAGCUCAGGGUCACGAGCAUCGCUCCCAAAGGUGUCAUAUGUCAAAGCGAUUGACAUCUGGAUGGCUGUGUGUCUGCUCUUUGUAUUCUCUGCACUUCUGGAAUAUGCAGCCGUAAACUUUGUGUCGAGGCAGCACAAAGAACUGCUGCGAUUCCGCCGCAAGAGGAAGAAGAACAAGUAUUUUGAGGGAGAUCUGGAUGGAAAUGAAAUGAAUGCAUCAUUGCAGCAUAGCAAUGGCUUGAGAUGUGCAGGACGUAUAGACGGGACUUUGCCUCAAAUCUACAGUACAAAUUUAAGGGAUGAUGAUGUAAGAGAAAGUCGAUUUAGUUUUACAGCAUACGGAGUAGGGCCAUGUCUGCAAGCAAAAGAUGGAGUGACACAGAUGGGGCCAAACAACCCUAACCCUGUUCAAGCUGCACCAAAAACCCCCGAUGAGAUGCGAAAGGUAUUUAUUGACCGGGCCAAGAAAAUAGACACAAUUUCCAGAGCUUGCUUCCCAUUAGCCUUUCUCAUCUUCAACAUUUUUUAUUGGGUAAUUUACAAAAUCAUUAGGCAUGAGGACAUUCACCAAUAACAAGAUUAAAGCUUUUAGCACAUACAGUUCUGGCUGGCAGGAUCACCAGGAGGCUUUCUGUUAGAAAUAUGCCCAGGAAUCACCAGGAGAAGUACAGACAUUAAGGGGAGCAAAGAAGAAUCCUGUAUGACUUGCUUUCCCAAGUCACAGUGGAAUGGAAGAAGGACACCCAGAGAAGAGACAUCUGCUAUUGCAGUUUCUACAUCAAACUCAGCAGCAACAACUUUUUCCACAGUAAAUCACUCUCUACUGAAGCUUUACUGCCAAGUGUUUAUACAUAAUGUGACAUAGUGGUAUAACUGUACAGUACUUAAAAAUAUUCCUUAAAGUUUUUUUAAUUCUGGUGUAUUUUUAAUUAUAAAAUGGGUCCUGAAUUCUCUAGAUAAAUCCUAUAGUAUUAGAAAAUACUUAGCAUUUGUAACACUUAUUUCAGUUUUACAAGAUAAUGACAAAUUUGAUUUGCAUUUUAGAAUUUAAGGACUUUUUCUUGUCUUACAAACAAUAUAUGUGGUUUGGCAAUGAGCACAUAUGGUGCAUUUAAGUUAUAUUAUGCUUUCAAAGUGCUCCAUAUUAUGGUUCCACUGGAAAAUGUGUGUUGAUAUAAACUCAGAGACAGCACAAGGUACUGCUGCCAAAUAGUCUGAAUAUCACUUGGAAAAUAUGUUAAAAUUUGUCAUGUACUGCUUCCUGAAAAUAAGUUUUUUUUUUUCUUUUAAUGACCUAGAGUUACACUUUGAUAAAUUUAAACUUAAAAGCUCUUAAAUCUUUCCCCUUCCCCCAAUUGUUAAGAAUUCUUACAGCUCUGGAGAUGGACAAACUUCAUUAAAAUUUUGCAAUGUUCCAUUUUUAAUUCAGUCACAAAGCUAAAAACAGCCAUCUUCUCUGCUGAAAUAUUGGGUGGGCAAGAAUAACUGUACUUACAUACAUCUCAUAUAUGUUACAUAAAUCAAAAUUUAACAUACAAGUUUACGGAGUUCUCAUUCUUUGAAGUUUGACGUGACUUACUGCUAAAAAAUAUUUAAGUAAUCUAUUUUAAUUGUACUUCAGAGUAAUAAAUAGGGAAAUGUCUAUUAAAACAGUCCAGAUUUUUUUUUCCCAUUUAAAAUGGCAUAAGUGGUAAUUUUGAAUUAUAACACAGUCGAUCAUAUUUAUUGUAUAGUCUACAAACAUUCCUGCUACUCUAUUUGAUUGAAAGAGAAACAUGCCAAGAUAUGGAAAUCUGACAUUUAAAAAAUACUUGAUACUUUUGUGUCCAGAAGCUCAGGCUGCUUCUCACUGCUAAAUAUUUUUAUUUUGACCAUGUUUUAAAUUUUUGAUGUGUUAUUGCUCAGAAUGUGUAUAUAAAAGCAAAAUACAGCUGGAGGCAAACAU
Messenger RNA from Nothoprocta perdicaria, 2841 nucleotides. RefSeq names its product glycine receptor alpha 3 (gene GLRA3). The coding region runs from base 1 to 1470 and encodes 489 amino acids. Lineage: Eukaryota; Metazoa; Chordata; Aves; Tinamiformes; Tinamidae. Gene Ontology annotation, molecular function: transmitter-gated monoatomic ion channel activity; transmembrane signaling receptor activity; extracellularly glycine-gated chloride channel activity. The transcript has 10 exons. The record is from RefSeq and is a predicted model, not a curated record. Gene Ontology annotation, biological process: chemical synaptic transmission; regulation of membrane potential; nervous system process. Gene Ontology annotation, cellular component: plasma membrane; synapse; neuron projection.